UUCACAAAACUUUUCCAAAGCGUUCUCUAAUUCUUCUUCUUUUUCUUUUUUUCUCGAGUGCAAGAAUGGAGGUGUUUCGUAAAGGAGAUGAAGUUGAAGUACGCAGCAAGGAAGAAGGGUUCUUGGGCUCAUACUACGAAGCUACGGUGAUAUCGCAACUGAACGGCAAUACUCGUUACAAGGUGCAAUACAAGAACCUGGUGGAAGAAGAAGAUCAAACUCGGCCUUUGGUUGAGAUAGUUUCCGCUGACGAGGUCCGACCAAUGCCACCAAGAACCGUAGGGGAAGCCACUCGGAUUUUCUAUUAUCUCGAUAAGGUUGAUGCUUUCGACAAUGAUGGUUGGUGGGUUGGGAAUAUUAGUGGGAAACAAGGGUCAAAGUAUUGGGUCUAUUUUGAUACCACCCAGGAUGAGAUUGCGUACCCUGUUUCUCAGUUGAGAAAUCAUCUGGAAUGGAGCAAUGGCAAGUGGGUUUCUUCCAAGUAA
This is a messenger RNA of Durio zibethinus, 485 nucleotides long. RefSeq names its product DUF724 domain-containing protein 6. NCBI's taxonomy places the organism in Eukaryota, Viridiplantae, Streptophyta, Magnoliopsida, Malvales, Malvaceae. The record is from RefSeq and is a predicted model, not a curated record.